This is a messenger RNA of Synchiropus splendidus (mandarinfish), 1913 nucleotides long. Its product is annotated as zona pellucida sperm-binding protein 4-like. Gene Ontology annotation, biological process: prevention of polyspermy; binding of sperm to zona pellucida. Gene Ontology annotation, cellular component: egg coat. NCBI's taxonomy places the organism in Eukaryota, Metazoa, Chordata, Actinopteri, Syngnathiformes, Callionymidae. The record is from RefSeq and is a predicted model, not a curated record. Gene Ontology annotation, molecular function: acrosin binding; structural constituent of egg coat. The transcript has 9 exons. Bases 385 to 1806 code for a protein of 473 amino acids.
UCUGGGGGGUUCGUCUGGGAGGCGUCCCCAAUUUCAAUUCAGUUUGUUUGGCUUUAAUUUUGCGCUGCUAUUUUGUGUACUGGAGUUUCUUUGGUGCCUUUCUGUUUCUUUCUGCUUGGCAGAGGUUGGAGGCUGUUAGUUGUAUGAGCGGCACCUUGUCUCUCUCUCUCUCUAUUGAGGGAACAGGCCACUCACAUCUUGAUAAGUCUAUUGUUGAACUGCCGGUGGACUGGUUCUUCCAUCGCCAGCUCUUGUAGUUCACUUGGCAACGUUUCAUGUCCUACAUUAUUUCUCAGGUCAUGUCCUGCUGUGGAGGAUGGACUACGUUCUGGAUUUACCCUGGUGGAUUACUUGUGGCAUCUUGACCCGGUGUCAAACAUCGCGAUGAAGUUGAUUGGUAGCUGUCUUCUGGCCUUGGCCGUCCUUGGUUGCCUGGCCGAGGGUCAGUUCAUGAAGCCGCAGCAGCCACAGAAGCCUCAGCCGCCUACGCAACCCCUGCAGCCACAGAGACCCAAUAACCCUCCCCAAAAGCUCACGCCGCCAAAGCCUCAGCAGCCCCAGCAGCCCCAGCAGCCCCAGGUGCCUCAGCCCCAGAAACCUCACCAGCCUCAGAAACCUCACCAGCCUCAGCAGCCUCAGCAGCCUCAGACACCUCACCAGCCCAAGCAGCCCCAGCAGCCAACUGAGGUGUUUCACUCUUGUGAGGUGGAAGACAACAAGAAGAUUCAGUGUGGAGGUCCGAGCAUCUCUGCUGACGAAUGCAGUGCUAUUAACUGCUGCUUCGAUGGACGCAUGUGCUAUUAUGGCAAAGCAGUCACCCUUCAGUGCACCAAGGAUGGCCAGAUGAUUGUGGUCGUGGCCAGAGACGCCACGCUUCCCAACCUUGACCUGGAAUCCAUUACCUUCCUUGGAACCGGCCAACAGUGCAGCCCUGUGGGCACAACGUCUGCUUUCGCCAUCUACCAGUUCCCUGUCACAGGUUGUGGUACCAUCAUGACGGAUGAGUCUGGUGUCGUGGUCUAUGAAAACAGAAUGAGCUCCUUCUAUGAAGUUGCUAUUGGAGAGUUUGGGGCCAUCACCAGAGACAGUCACUAUGACUUGCUCGUCCAGUGUAGAUACAUUGGUGUCUCAGUUGAAGCCCUGGUUAUUGAGGUUGGUAAUGUGCCACCACCCCCUCCUGUGGCAGCUCCUGGUCCCUUUUUUGUGGAGCUCAGGUUGGGCAAUGGAGAGUGUACAGCCAAGGGAUGUGUGGAAGAGCAAGUGGCAUACACCUCCUUUUAUGGUAACAGUGAUUACCCUGUCACUAAGGUGCUCAGGGAUCCUGUGUACGUUGAGGUGAGAAUGCUGGAGAGAACGGACCCCAACAUUGUUUUGACUCUUGGACGCUGCUGGGCAACUGCUGACGCCUUCCCUCACAGCCUUCCUCAGUGGGACUUGCUCAUUGACGGAUGCCCGUACACUGACGAUCGCUACAUGACUGCUCUGAUUCCUGUGGGUCCAUCGUCAGGACUGAUGUACCCCACUCACCACAGCCGCUUUGUUUUCAAGAUGUUCACAUUUGUCUCUACGGGACCAUCUAAUCCCUCCAAAAAGGUGUCUGAUGAUGCACAGGUUAUGACACCUCUCAAGGAAAAGGUGUACAUCCACUGUGAUGCAGCUGUGUGCCAGCCCACACCUGGAAAUAACUGUGAACCAAGAUGCUUCAGAAGGAGGAGAUCUGUUGCAGCUGCAAGCCAGAAAACCCUCAGAGAAGAAAGCAAAGUGGUUAGCAGUCAGCAAGUUAUCUUUCUUAACAGCAGUGCUUAGUAGCAUCAUCCAGAUGCCUAAAAAUAAAAAGUAACUGAGUAUCAAAUGCAUGUUAAAGUGGCUGAAAGUAUCUUAAAACAACACUAUGUGGUAAUCCAACCGACACU